GGUUAUACUGUUCUGGAGGGGAGACUUCAGAAUUGGCACGGAUCCUCUCUCAGGUUUGCAUGCAGAUUUAUACGUAUGAGGAAGUUGCAACCUUUACACCAGCUGUGGUAAACACCCUCGAAAUAUGUGCACUGGAAAAUUACCCAGAGAGGCAUAUAAGCAUGCUUGUUUUGCUUUCGAUUGAGUUUGGCUUACACAAUGGAGACCAUGGACAGCUGUGAGACAGAGGAUGAAUGCCCGGUUUGUAAGGACAUUAUUCAGAAUCCUUCAGAGCCAUCUUCAUGCUGCAGAAAAGUGUUUUGUCAGUCUUGUCUAACACAGUCCACCAGAGAACGGCAACACUGUCCCCACUGCAGGACCCCAAUACCUGCCUAUGGUGGCUUUACUUCCAGGUCUGCCAGGAUUCCCCGCAUUCACCUGCCAGGGCUCGCAGAUGACACCUUCAAUGCUGCACGACCUGUUGGCACCAACGUACAGGAUGUCCUCAACCGGCUUAGACAAUUGCCAAUGCCUGCAGUACCGGCCAAUCAGGUGGCUGCAGCCCCAGCUGCACAGGCCACUCCACCUUAUUCUGCUUUACGUCAUCAGGGAAGGCCAAUUCCCAGACCACGUGUUCGAUCCCGAGCACGAGCGAGUGUAGCUGCUGCUCCAAUUGUCCUUGUCAUUAACCCAUAUGCCUUUAAUAUCCAAGCAGCCCCUGUUGCACCAGUUGCCCCACCCCCAGCUCUAUUGAUUGGUCCAGCAAACCCCUCCCCUCUCAUUAUACCAGACUCUUCAUCCAACGAGAUCGAUGAAAUGGCUUGGAGAACUGAAAUUGCUCUCUUGGAAAAUGCACCUAGACAACCUUCAAGCCCCUCUGUGCGAACAUUCCGUUGCCCAUACUGCCAGCAGGACGGAUUGGAUGAUCUAGAUCUGCGAGAUCACUGCAACGCCAACCAUCUCAGUGACACCAGAAGUGUGGUGUGUCCAGUGUGUGUGUCACUGCCUCAUGGUGACCCACUGUACCACAGCAGGGACUUCAUUGGCCAUCUCAACCUACGCCACUGCUACUACAUUGAGGACAUAACUAACAUCCACCAAAGUGAUGAUGUCAACUUGCAGGCUGCUAUACUGAUGUCACUGACGCAAGCCAAUCAGAUUGCACGCUGAAAAAAUUCUGAGAAAAUUCCAGGGGUGGAAAUACUCAAGUGACUGCCCUUUAAGUAUUAGUAUGAAAAAUCUGUAUCUUAGUCAAGUGUUAUAAAAUUAAAUACUUGUGCUCUUACUCAGUUACACUUUUAAGAGCAGAAGACAUACUUUUUACUCCCUACAUUUUCAUUUAGGCCUUAAAAGUACUGUUUGUACUACUUCAAAGUAUUACUUUUAUUUUUCUCCAGGUAAUCCGUUGAGUUCUAGAACAUUUAAUUUAGUCUUUUUUUUAAUAACAUCAUCUAAGCAAAAUUCCUACCAGUGUAAAAUGAAACUACCCACAACUAUGCUAAUUCAUAUUUAACCCUUGUGUGUUGUUGGGGUCUGUGGGACCCAUUUUCAAUAUUUACCAAAAAAAAUGAUAUGAUUUAUUAUUAUUGCAGAAGAUAUUGAAGAACAUAGAAAAUAACACAUUUUCAGUGACCUCACACUGUUCACCCCCUUAACAUUUAUAUUACACAGGUGGUGUUGGGUGAAACUGCUGGGAAUAAAAGUGUGGAGGUGCUGUGUCCCUUUACUCUGUAGUCCUCCGACAUGGCCUGCUGUUAGUGUGUGUGUGUCUGUGUGUGUAUGAGGGUGCAUGGACAGGCUGCUGACUGGCUACAGCUGCUAAAGGAGAACCCUACGCUGGCCACUUGUGACAUUUUAAACAUCUGAUAUUUUUACAUAAAUUGUUAUGGCUGUGUGGAUUUAAAAAAAAUAAUAAUAUUGCAGUGGGUCCACCAGACCACUGAGUAGCAAACACAUCAACACCACACAAGGGUUAAGGAUCAGUAGCACUCAUUAGUCGCCACGUUAUCCCAGCAGUCAUUGGACGGACGACAAGAAACACCCUGGAUGGGUCACCAGUCCAUCACAGGGCAGAAACACAGACAUUUUGGCUCCAAACAUCCACUUUAAAUUGAAUAAAAUUUUGAUACAGUACUCAUACUUUUACUGAAGUACAGUUUCUCUGCACUCUUUCUGCCCCUGGAACAUUUGGAAAAGUUUGAGUUUUGUGGCAUUAGUACCACAAAGAGUGCCACUCUGAACCACUGGCUCCUGAUUAUUAUCUACAAGAACGUGACGGAUACAGUACAGUUGUAAAAGUACAAAAUGCAGCAAAUAAAGUUUGGGAUGCUUUUCAAAUGUAUUUCAGCAGCAAUAAUCAUAAAUCAGUGAUGAUCAAUCAUUGUUUAUUUGCACUUCUGAAGAAACAGGAUGCCUUUAAAAUCAAGGGAGCUUUUUGUAAUACUUCAUGAUUGAAUGCCUUUGCAUAUUUCUUGUCAUGUCUAAAUGUCUCAAAUGAUAAAUAUAUUUGCACUAGCGCUAAUUGCACUUCUCUUGCAGACUACUGAUAGUACAGUAUGCUUGAGUCUUUAUGUAUUUUAUUGUAACUGAAUUUUUCAAUAUGCACAAUAAAAAAGGUCCAAAGUG
Colossoma macropomum (tambaqui) is the source of this 2604-nucleotide messenger RNA. Its product is annotated as E3 ubiquitin-protein ligase RNF114. The coding region runs from base 199 to 1149 and encodes 316 amino acids. The record is from RefSeq and is a predicted model, not a curated record. Lineage: Eukaryota; Metazoa; Chordata; Actinopteri; Characiformes; Serrasalmidae. The transcript has 9 exons.